This is a messenger RNA of Salpingoeca rosetta, 4663 nucleotides long. RefSeq lists its product as uncharacterized. The transcript has 7 exons. The record is from RefSeq and is a predicted model, not a curated record. NCBI's taxonomy places the organism in Eukaryota, Choanoflagellata, Craspedida, Salpingoecidae. Gene Ontology annotation, cellular component: preribosome, large subunit precursor. Gene Ontology annotation, biological process: ribosomal large subunit assembly. Gene Ontology annotation, molecular function: rRNA binding. The coding region runs from base 476 to 4663 and encodes 1395 amino acids.
UUCGCGCGCAAAUCUCAAUUCCAGCGACGAUUGUGUUGGCGGGUGUGUGGGGCUGGUGGUUGGUGUUUGAGCGGAAGGAUCGACACAAAGGAGCACAAAGGGAGAAGAACAGAGGGGGAGGAGACGCAGCAGCAGCAGGAGUGGUUGAGAGAGGUGACAAGACGACAAGAAAGAGAGAAGAGAGAGAGAGAUAACCAACACCAACAGUGCACAGGCCAGUGAAGGACACUCUCAAGCUGGCGGGAAAUCUGUUCGCAAGCACAACCCACCCAACAGCACAUAUAGCACCGGCAAGCAGCUGAAAGUGGACACUGGGCGGGCAGGUUCAUCGCCAAGCAGCGCCCACGUUACAUUGCACUCACUAUCCACGACGCCGCUUUGUGCGCGCGUGCAAAGACGUGGUAGUGUGUGAGCUGAUGGUUGCGGACACCCGUGCUGCAGCCACGAACCUCCGCCGACCUCUCACCUCGACACCAUGGACGAUGACACCACCAGCAAAGCACGUCGCGGCAAAGGCACACCAAACUCCGCUCAUGGCCAGCACAGAAAACCUGCCGCAGCCUUGCUGAUUCAGAACAAAACUUUCUUUAUUGAAGCCAAUGACGAAGACCUCAAACUGAGGCUACGACUUUGUGGCGCGAGGAUUGAGUUGGCCCUCGAUAAAGCCACCAACUAUGCUGUCGUGCCCGCGGCAGUGCUCACGAAAGCAUCAAACAUACCAAAGAACAGUGCUAAACUUAUGCUUCAACGGCAAAGGAAGUCGCAAGCAUUGCCGCGCCAGUCUGCGGUGGGAAGUAACAGAGCCAAACAACUCUUGGCUGCGUCGCGAUCGCAGCCACGUGCUUCUGGCAGCAACAAUGACGUCGACCCACAGCUCGCUGUUGCGCUUCAAGCCAUCAGCCUCGGCAUCCAGAUCAUCUCCACAGAGCAAGCGCGCCAGCUGUGUGAGGCGGUUCUUGGGACGCCAGCGCGUGCCUCGCUGGGACGGCGGCCCCUGUCAUCAGGUGUGGUGACUGUCUCUCGCGGCAGGCUGCGCCAGCGGCCUCAUCGACCAGGCAUCCCUUCCAACGUCCCAACUACACGUCGAAAGGUCUUGGAUUCGCCGUUUCUCAAGCUGGAGGAGCGAUGUGGUGCAUUUCGGGCGAGCUACAUUGAAUUUGCUCGACAAGGAUCCUACAAGCGCUUUCCCCGCGUCAACUUCCUUGCACCGUAUGACUACUCGCCGUUCAACCAGAAGAAGAGGGCGGGAAAGCGGGCGCGGAGGCGGCAGAGGAAGAAGAAGAAGCGGCGCAUAGGUAUGCAGCCAACAGAUGCCCCUCACGGCAUGUGCGAGGCGUGCAUGAGACGCUACCGGUCGGGCGUGGACGACCACCGCAGGUCAUCCAGGCACGUUGCAUACCAUGCCAACAAGCAGGAGUGGAGCGGCGUCACAAAGUGGAUGCAGAUCUACGACCUCGACAGGGCCAUGCAGGAGUGGGAGGACUCUGCAAAGGACGCUGACUCUGCCCGGGGUGCGCCAACCACCCCCUCAAGGCACGCAAGCAGGCAGCAGGCACUUGCAUUCGCCACGCGCCCAUACAAUCCAGACGUGACAAGACUGCAUGCAAGACAUGGUGGUCACCCCAACACACCCACUACCGCCAGUGCAGCUGUGGUUGCAUCAACCCUGCCCAACACAACAGCAGCCACCACCACUGCUGCUGCUGCUGCUGCCGCGGCCGCCACAACAGCAGCCGCGUCCACUGCCACUGCCACCAUCCCUGGAGCAGCGCCGCAGCACGCCAUCUCAGAGAGUGUGGACGUCUUGCUCAAUUCGCCAUCGCCAGACAAGGUGGUGCGGAAGCACGCCAUUCUGCGUCAUUCGCGAUUGCAGGCUGGACACCUCCCCCUGCGCCGCCUCCUUCGCGAAACCUCCGACGCCCCCGCAACCAGCGCAGCUACCGCCAGUGCAAGCGCCCAACCCAGGCCGGUGCGAGAACCAGCGGACGCGCAGCAGCGGCUGCGCGCCACAGGCAACAACAGCAGAAGCACCGGGUUCACAGCCACGACCGCUGGGGCUUUGGCCGCCAACGUCGAGGAGGACAUGCUGUGUGCUAGCCCAAGCGAGACAACUCAGUCGCCUCGUCGUCAUCGCAGUACCCAGUGGCACCGCAGGCUGUGGGCGGCGCGCGUGAACUUGGCCGCAGGCACGCAUGGCCAAAAGUGUACCGAUAAUGAUGAAGACAAUGGUGAUGAUGACGACGAUGGCGAUGAUGAAGACAAUGGUGAUGAUAACGGCAAUGGAGUCCGUGACAUUGGUGAUGACGAUGGUGAUGAUGAUGAUGAUGACGAUGGUGGCGAUGGUGGCGAUGGUGAUGAUGAUGAUGAUGAUGAUGAUGAUGAUGAUGAUGAUGAUGAUGAUGAUGAUGAUGAUGAUGAUGAUGAUGAUGAUGAUGAUGGGCUUGACUCAAAGCACCGCCAGCAUUUGGCAAGUGUCAAGGGCUCCCUUCAAGCGCCGGCGCAGCUGCAGCUACACGACCGUCGCCUUCAGCACCACCAAGGACCCAGAAUACACAGUGGUGCUGUGGGUGGCGGUGGCUCGAAUGCACCGCUUGCACAUGCCGCUGCCGGUGCCACCAGCGACGAAGACCCGUUUGAUUCGUAUGUUCCAACCACGAGCGACUUCCCGCCUGGCGACACCAGCGCCGGCGAUGGCGGAUUUGGGCGCUCAACGGAUACCUCGCACAGCCACGCUUUUCCGCACAUCCUCACUGGCUUGCGCGGCUGUGUCGCCACCACCACUGCUGCCGUUCACGAGGCCCACGAGCAAGGUCACCACGCUCAGCAGAUGCCUUUAAGUCAGGAAGGCGGUGGGCGUGGCGGGCCCUGCCCACACAGAGGGGAUCUGGCAAUGAUUGUGGAGGAAGAUGACGAAGAAGGCGGUGCCUUUGCUGUGGACUGCCUUGUCAUGGAUGAGCAGGAGGAACAUGCCCGCAACGGCGAUGUUGACAACGGAGGUGUCGAGAAUGCGCCAGGCGGCGGUGAGCGUCAGGGGCAUGGGCACACGGCAGUCGAUCCAGCUCAUGACGACGAGGGCGCCCGUAAGCAAAUGCAUACAGGCAAAGGCAACGACCAGCGCCCGGACGAAGACGACGAAGGUGGUGGUGGUGGUGAUGAUGACAAUAUCAACGACAAUGACGAUGAUAAUGACAACGACGACGACGACGAUGAUGACGAUUACUUGCCGAGUGGUGAUGAUGCUGGCGCGGAUCACGAAGAGAGCGAUGAUUCACUUCUGCGUGAUGUGUUGUCCAGUGGUCGAAACACCCUGGCAUCCACGCGCCGCCCCAGCGAGCGCUUCGAGCCACUUGCUUUCCCCCCAACGACAACAGCAGCAGCAGCAGCUGCUGCUGCGACCACUCUGCACGACAUGGACCUGGCUGUUGCAUCCCCAUCACCACACAGCAUGCUGAUGCAAGAGCCCGACACGUACUCUGCAGCGGCCGGCAUCCUCGCUGGCUCGCCGUCCCGUGCCCGUAUCCACCGCCCGCACGCCAGCACAGCUCCACUCGCCCAGUCAGCCCAUAAUGCGCGCUUUCCCGCGCACGUCUUGAGCACGGAUGCGCGGCUGCAGCGGCUGAUUGCCAAUGUCCUCAUCAACCGCAACCGCUUUAGCAACGAGGCGCUGCUGGCCGAUGCUGCACGCAAGAGUCGCACACCUACGCCAACACCAACAACGCCAGCCGCUGUGUCGACGUCGAAGCCAACUGCAGCGGCUUGUCCUGAUCAAGUGCAACCGAGCAGCGUCCGGCACAUGAAAGAAGCGCACGCUGUUGACGAUGAUGGCAAUCAUGCCAGCACCGGCCAUGAUAAUGAUGAUGGACAUUGCAAACGCCACGGUUCUGAUGGGCUUGGGCAUCCCGAUCACGGCACUGCCAAUGCUGGCACCGGUGACGGUGAUGGAGACAUGCGCGUGUCGUCCACGCCAUUGUUUCACACGCUUCAGGCCGCGUUCCACGCAGACGAUGAGGAUCAAGACACAGCGAAGGACACCACGCCAACCGACACAGCUGGGGCUCAUGGCGGACAGCGUGACACCGAAGCACAGCAUGAUGCAGCGGAUGGCACCGGGAGUGAAGUUGCAGAUGCGGAUGCGGGUCAUGGGAAGGAUGAGCAGCAACGAUGUCUGCUGUCCAACACACCGAACACACCGAACACAGACAUGUCUCGUGGUGAACUUGAAGGUGCAGCGAGUGACAAGGGCGAGGAAGAUGAGUACGAGGUGGUGGAGUACGAAGAGAUUGAAGAGUAUGAGGAGGUGCAAACUGACGACAAUGAUGAGGGUGAGGCUGACGCUGAUGGUAAUGAUGCAAAUGAGGCAAAAGCCCUCAAUUUGGAGGGACAGGCGCAAAGACAUGGUAAGGGUACAACUGAACAGCAACAAGAAGAGCAUGACAACCCAGUCGAAGCUGCUGCCAUGCGCGAGCAAGAAAAGCAGACAGACUUUGCCCAAGAGGGCGCGCGUGUUGCCGUUGAGCCUACAGCACCAACAGCUGUUGUGGAUUCCAGCAUCGAAGGCGUGGCUGAUCUCGUGAAGCAAGGGUACCCAGGUGUGCAGCAGACGAGCAACGCACCCAGAUGGAGCAAGCAGCUUCACCUCGCAAGGCGACCUCACCUCCUGUAG